This is a messenger RNA of Sphaerodactylus townsendi, 4393 nucleotides long. RefSeq names its product potassium channel tetramerization domain containing 10 (gene KCTD10). The coding region runs from base 15 to 950 and encodes 311 amino acids. The record is from RefSeq and is a predicted model, not a curated record. Gene Ontology annotation, cellular component: Cul3-RING ubiquitin ligase complex. NCBI's taxonomy places the organism in Eukaryota, Metazoa, Chordata, Lepidosauria, Squamata, Sphaerodactylidae. Gene Ontology annotation, biological process: protein ubiquitination; proteasome-mediated ubiquitin-dependent protein catabolic process; negative regulation of Rho protein signal transduction. The transcript is spliced from 6 exons. Gene Ontology annotation, molecular function: protein binding; ubiquitin-protein transferase activity.
CUUUGCAGGAAGAGAUGUCCGGAGAGACCGUGGUGAGCACAGCUGUGCCGGCAGCUGCCACUCGCACCACCUCCUUCAAAGGGGCCACUCCAAGCUCCAAGUAUGUGAAGCUGAACAUCGGGGGGGCCCUUUACUACACCACCAUGCAGACCCUGACCAAGCAGGACACCAUGCUGAAGGCCAUGUUCAGCGGCCGGAUGGAGGUUCUCACGGACAGCGAAGGCUGGAUUUUGAUAGACCGCUGUGGCAGGCAUUUCGGAACCAUCUUGAACUACCUGCGUGACGGUGCUGUGCCGCUUCCAGAGAGCCGGCGGGAGAUCGAAGAGCUGUUGGCAGAGGCAAAGUAUUACCUGGUGCAGGGCCUGGUAGAUGAGUGCCAGGCUGCCCUUCAGCAGAAUAAAGAUGUCUAUGAACCCUUUUGCAAAGUGCCCAUCAUUACAUCCUCCAAAGAAGAGCAAAAACUGAUCGCCACGUCUAACAAGCCAGCAGUCAAGUUGCUGUACAACAGAAGCAACAACAAGUACUCUUACACCAGCAAUUCUGAUGACAACAUGCUGAAAAACAUUGAGCUCUUUGACAAGCUGUCCCUGCGGUUCAACGGGCGCGUCCUCUUCAUCAAGGAUGUCAUCGGAGACGAGAUCUGCUGUUGGUCUUUCUACGGCCAGGGGCGCAAGAUCGCAGAGGUCUGCUGCACUUCCAUCGUGUACGCCACCGAGAAGAAACAGACCAAGGUUGAGUUUCCAGAAGCCCGGAUUUACGAGGAGACUUUGAACAUCCUGCUUUAUGAAGCCCAGGAUGGACGCGGGCCGGACAACGCGCUGCUCGAGGCCACUGGGGGAGCCGCCGGCCGCUCCCACCACCUGGAGGAGGACGAGGAACGAGAACGCAUCGAGCGGGUCCGGAGGAUUCACAUCAAGCGCCCCGAUGACCGGGCUCACCUCCACCAGUGAAGGCCGCUUGGCCCCGUUUCAGAAAUCUCCGUCCAUCAUCCUAACUUAUAUCCUGUGAGAUCUAUCAACUGCAUUUUUACCAGCGAGUUAAGAGUGUCGGAGGGUAUUGGACAACGUAGUUCCGUCAGUAAAGUCCACGAGGUGUCUGACCCCACCACGGUCUGGAGGAUCCAGGCAAUACUUCAGGGGCUCGAUGUCUCGGCUUUUCCAGCACUUUUAAAAAUCCAGCUUGCUUCACCUCAACGAAAGACGACUUCCCUGCCUGGGUGUCCCACAGUUGUGUUUCACUAAGGUACUGCUGCUGUCAUGUGCCCAGAAAUCCAGUGUUCAUGGAGGGGGCUGCUCUGCUAGCAGAUCUCUGACACCCCCUCCCCUGAAAAGGUUUCCCAUAAGGAAGGGGCCAGCCGUGCCUUCAAGGAUGCACUGGGGUGAAAGUGCAGCAGAAUCUGGCUACUUUGCUUGGCAAGAGAGCCACGUUGCUCUUUCCUUUGAGUCCAAUUGUUCUUCUUUAGGCUGCUGGAUUUCUUCUAAGAGGGACAGGAGGAGGCUGAAGCUGUAGGAGUUUCUUUAAGAGAAGAAGGCAGUGGGCUUAGCCACAUUGAAGCCACGGCCUGACAGCUCUGCUCAGCUCUUGGCUUUCUUCACUUCUCUUUCCCCUCCUAUUUCCCAGUUUGGGGGAGUCACCACAUGAAACCCACCACGUUGCCUUAAGCCUCCCCUUUCCUCCCAUCGUCCGUCGGAUCUUUUGUGUCUGCCCCUGUCCGUCCGAGGGAUGUUAUAUCCUAUUUAGGCUGAAACGCAAUUCCAGUCAGACAAGCCCGGCUGAUUUUGGUAGUGGCCAUGCAGGUCUUGAUGCCGAUUCGUAUCGGAGCUGCCCUUGGCCUUUGUGUAAGAGACUCACUUUUCAGCAGUCUGAAAUUGUCUUGACCCGCCGUAGCCGAUGGAGGGGGGGGGGCAGGGAAUCCUCAUUUCCUCUGUUAGCCAGACCUGCUUGCGGAAGGUGCCUGAACUGCCUCCAAGUCCCACUGACCCAGGCCUGUGGGGGUGCAUUCUGCUUGCGGCCUGAGGGGUCCGAGACCUCCUUUCCUGGUCACAUAGGCCCCACCUGCUUAGAGCCCCUCCAAUACAUAGCAGCAGUGAGAGAAGAUAUUGCAGACUGGAAAGAAUGUGGUGGCGACUCAGAUGGUGUGGGGGGGGGGGGGGCUACACGUGACUUGGGGUGAGUUUGGCUUAAUCUGCCUCUCAAAGCAGAGGAAGUAUUGUGGGCUGUUCAGGGUAUAAUUAGCAGGCGCCCCAGAGAUUAAGAUGUGAGCUGAAGUAGUGAAGGUCCUCCAAAGGAGAAACGUCCACUCUGAAGCAGGGGGUGGCGCUACUUACCAAAAGGCAACGUUUGCCCGUUUCCCUUCCCAUCUCAGCCAUCUGUCUGCUGGUUUGCUGAGCCUCAAACUUUAGGAGCAAAAAUAACCCCUCUGUCCUACCUGUUCCUUGGACACCUUAAAACACUGAAGCCUCUGAUGGGCAGACAGGAUAAAAGUGUGUUCUGUGUGCUGUGUAGUUCUGUGUGCAGCACCCUCCCGUGGACCAGCAGCAACAAGAAGCGUGGCCUCUGAAAAGGCCCCCAAGUUUCGCUGGCCGUGUUCACCUGCUGUUCCACCCUCUGCAGCCUAGCCUGGUUCCUGGCAGCCCUGGCCUCUUCCAGCUGGAGCUCCAAACAGCCGCUUCUGUCCUCUCCCUCCUUCCCCCUAAGCCUGGCAAGUCUGUCUCAGGCCAAGCGUCUCCACAAGAUUGGCCUCUUCCUGGAUGUGAAAAAAGGCUGACUAGGUAGAAUCUUUCUAAUGAUGUCAUGAUGGGUUUUGUGCAAGGGGGAAAAGGGAGGGGAAGGAAGAGGGACAGCUAGCAACAGGAAUGCUACAGUCAUGGUGGCUUGAAAAGAUCCAAGUGGGAGAAUGCUGCAGCAUCCUCUAGUUCUGUGGUGGCAAACCUUUGGCACUCCAGAUGUUAUGGACUAUAAUUCCCAUCAGCCCCUGCCAGCAUGGUCAAUUGGCCAUGCUGGAAGGGCCUGAUGGGAAUUGUAGUCCAUAACAUCUGGAGGGCCAAAGGUUCGCCACCACUGCUCUAGUUGCUAUCUCUUUGGCGGGAGAAUCCAGACAUUGGCCCACACACGUCUCCCCACUUUCAGGAUCGUGUAGCCAGCGUUAGAGAACAGGCUUGGCUUUCCAGCAUGGGGUGUUCAGCAUCAGGCAGGGGCUUAUCAUGCAGGUGAGGCAUCUGCUAGCCCGUGCUGCCAGCUUCUUGAAUUGCACAGCAUUACCCGUCCUCUUGGCCGGGCUGCUUGUAGUUCCCCUCCCAUCUUGUUAAAAGCAGAAAAGAGGCGGCAGCGGAAGGUCUCCAGGGCCAGAGGAAGAGGUGGAGGCCCCUCGUCUGCCCAGCGGUGUCAUGGGAAUGGCCGGGGGAAAGGAGGGCUGUUGGCUCAGGGUCAAGAAUGUGCCUAAAGGAAGUGCGGCUUCUUGCUGCUGAGGACAGGGGUUGUGAAGAGCGUGGGACGAGCAUCAGCUGAAAGGGGCAGGCAGAGUGGGGAAGCAGGUGGGGAAGCAGGUAGACCAGGUCCUCUUUCCUCUCACCCAGUCAGGAAAGAGGAACAUUUAUGAUGGUUUGGCAGGAAUAAACGAAGUGACAGGGCUGGGUGCUUCUUCGUUCUGUUGGUGGAAAGGGAACCGUGGCCUCGCCUGCAUGAACACCCCCCCCCCCAUCCCCUGCCCCAGGUUACUCUCUCCUAUGGAGGGCUGCUCUGUUGUUGCGAAGCAUUUGAGGGUGGCCGUUGUAGAAGGCCUCAGCUGCAUUUGAGAUGGCCUCAACUCCCACUCACAAAAGCAGCUGCAGUAAACCCCCACCCCCCACCCCACAGAUGCUUUUGGUCGGAGCCCAGACAUUUGGGAACUGGUGGCUGCAGCAGGCAGCCCACCAGCACAGAGAUCCGCAGGGUGGGAUUCUCUGAGGGCCCCAAUAUGUUCAUUUUCCUCUUUCAGUGCAUUCCUAGUAUGGGCAGUAGAGAUGGAGAGUGGGGGGCAUGGCGUGUUGUCAUUCAGUGACCUCCAAGAUUUAAGUCCAUUCUUGCAAAAUGUAUUGCCCAGGGGAGCACGGGGCCCUCAGAACUGCAGAGGGCCAGCUCUGCCCCCUCCUCAGGAUGGUCAGAGGGGAAGCACAUGCUGUGGAAAAUGUCCAGCGCUUGCAGUUGCCUGGAACUAGCUGCAGGUCAUUCCCCUGGGGGAGCAGGGAAUGCAUCAUUCCAGUUGCACAAGGUUGCCACAGCUGUCAUUCCCAACUCCUGCCUCUUUCCUGUACAUAGAACAAAUGAUGGCUUCUUAUGAUGUGUGAGUGUGUGUUCUUUGUUUUACACUGAUCUGGAAAGGUGCAAAAUAAAUUAGAAACGUUUCCUAUUUAAA